Molecule: messenger RNA, 1881 nt
Organism: Lithohypha guttulata
Lineage: Eukaryota; Fungi; Ascomycota; Eurotiomycetes; Chaetothyriales; Trichomeriaceae
Exons: 1
Coding region: 1-1881 (626 amino acids)
Biological process (GO): transmembrane transport
Cellular component (GO): plasma membrane
Molecular function (GO): transmembrane transporter activity
Source: RefSeq, a predicted model, not a curated record
AUGAGUGAGAAAUCAGAAGAGGCAGCGGUUGCCAAUCCAGUACCCAAACAACAUUCGCUAUAUCGUCUGGUCACAGAUCAAGCCAGAAUUGACGACGACGUCCUCAACUACAAGUACGAUGGGUCUGGCACUACAGAAGACCCGUAUGUCGUGACAUGGAUUCCUGACGACGCUGGCAACCCUAUGAACUGGACAAAGAGUACGAAAUGGACGAUUGCCAUGGUCGCUGCUAUGGAGUGCUUUGCGACCGCCUUCAGUUCCAGUGCCUUUUCCGGCUGCAUUCGAGAGCUUGUUGCGCACUUUAAAGUUUCCACAACUCUUCUAACGGCAGGUAUAAGCUUGUUUGUGUUGGGAUUCGCGUUGGGACCUCUUCUCUGGGCGCCAUUGUCCGAGAUCUACGGAAGACAAAAGAUAUUCUUCGUUACCUUCCUUGCCUUUACUGUUUUCGAGGCUGGUGCUGCUGCGGAUGCCGGUGUGGCAACUCUUUUGGCUAUGAGAUUUCUUGCUGGCUCGUUUGGUUCGUCACCAUUCACGAAUGCUGGAGGCGUGAUAGCAGACAUUUUUCCAGCCAACGAGCGAGGCCUAGCUAUGGGAAUCUUUAGUCUUUGUCCAUCGGCUGGACCAACCCUUGGACCUUUGGUUGGUGGAUUUUUGGGUCAGAGUCGAGGCUGGCGAUGGGUUAUGGGCCUAAUGACUAUAUUGGCUGGUGCUCUCUGGAUUAUCGGCUCCCUCCUUGUACCGGAGACCUAUGCUCCCCUAUUACUGCGAAAAAGAGCAGCUGAAUUGUCAAAGCGCACUGGACAAGUCUACAAAACCAAGAUUGACAUUGAGAAGGGAGAAAUCUCGGCCGGAAAAGUUCUCAGUAUCGCGUUGGUGCGGCCGUGGCUUCUUCUUUUCGUGGAACCGAUCGUAUUGAUCCUAUCGAUCUGGCUUGGCAUUGUGUACGGCACACUAUAUCUCCUGUUUGGUGCUUUCCCAGUAGUCUUCCAGCUAGAAAGGGGCUGGUCCGAGGGUGUGGGCGGACUUGCUUUUCUUGGAGUCGCGCUCGGCAUGGUUGCAGCAAUUGCCAUGGGAGGAGUGUGGCAGAAGCAAUACAACGCAGCUGCAGCUAAGAAUGGCGGGGUUGCACCGCCAGAAGCUCGGUUACCGCCGACUAUCAUUGGAGGGCUUGCCAUUCCAAUCGGUAUGUUCUGGUUCGCAUGGACAAGCUAUCCAUCGGUACAUUUCAUGGCCCCCAUUGCAGCCGGCGUACCUUUCGGCUUCGGAUUGACCCUUCUCUUCCUCGGAAUAUCGAAUUAUCUAAUUGAUUCGUAUACAAUUUUUGCUGCAUCAGUACUAGCAGCAAACACAGUAUUAAGGUCUCUGUUUGGUGCUGCUUUUCCCCUCUUCACAAGAGACAUGUACAACAAUCUGGGUACACAGUGGGCUUCGUCCGUGCCUGCCUUUCUGGCACUAUCGAUGGUACCCGUGCCAAUUGUGCUAUAUAAGUACGGAGCCGUCAUUAGGUCCAAAUGUGUGUACGCUUCAGAAGCUGAACGAGCUAUGAGCUCACUGAGGGCGAAAGCCGCUCAAGGUCCUUCCGUAAGCACAGUGACACGAGCAUCUUUGGAAACCUUGAGCAGUGAAGAAACGAGUACGAUAGCACCAACAGACGAGAAGAGUAUCGUUGAGCCGAUCAAAGCACCAGCAACCACUCGACAACACGUGGCAGGCGAUGCAAGCGAUCCUCAGAGAUUGUUGCGGACAACAAGCAGAGCCGAAAGCCUAGGUGAGGCAGCAGCUUACGAGGCGAGUCCAUACGAUAUUGAUCGCGUCAACACCAAUGCUUCAGUGGCGGGUGUGGAUCUUAGGCGGAUUAGAACGAAUGCAUCUCAGCGAUAA